GCGUGUCCUCUAACCUCGCGUCGGCACGCACACACCCUCCUGGGGCGGAAGGGGGGCUGGAGCCAGUGAUGACGACGUCGCUGGUCCCAGCCAAUCGGCCCCCGUCACUCGCGCGCGUGUUACCGUGCGCGUCCCCGUGGGAGAGAGUGAGAGUGAGAGCGCGCGCGGCCCGGUGCUGCCCAUAGCACAGGAGGUGGAGGAGGAGAAUGGGGGAGAGAGCGGGAACCCGAGUCUUCAAGAAAUCCAGCCCUAACUGUAAGCUGACAGUCUACCUGGGGAAGCGCGAUUUCGUGGAUCACCUCAAUCGAGUGGAACCUGUUGACGGAGUGGUUCUGGUCGAUAAGGAAUAUCUGAAAGACCGCAAAGUCUUCGUCACCUUGACCUGUGCUUUUCGCUAUGGCCGGGAGGAUCUCGAUGUCUUGGGCUUGUCGUUUCGGAAGGACCUCUUCAUCUCCACGUUCCAGGCCUACCCGCCACUGCUGGAGGAGAAGAAGGCACCCACCCGCCUGCAGGAACGCCUGAUCAAGAAACUUGGGGAGCAGGCACAUCCAUUCUACUUCACUAUUCCACAGAAUUUGCCAUGUUCGGUGACGCUGCAGCCAGGACCCGAGGACACCGGGAAGGCUUGCGGCGUAGACUAUGAAAUCCGUGCCUUCUGCGCCAAAUCCAUGGAGGAAAAGAUGCACAAAAGGAACUCUGUGCGUCUGGUCAUCAGGAAGGUGCAGUUUGCGCCAGAGAAGUCGGGACCCCAACCCAUAGCGGAGACCACCAGGAACUUCCUGAUGUCAGACAGGUCGUUACACUUGGAGGCCUCACUGGACAAGGAGCUCUAUUACCACGGAGAGCCCAUCAAUGUAAAUGUGCACGUGACGAAUAACUCCAGCAAGACUGUCAAGAGGGUGAAAGUGUCUGUCCGACAGUACGCAGACAUCUGCCUGUUCAGCACGGCCCAGUACAAGUGUCCGGUAGCCCAUAUUGAGCAGGAUGACCAGGUGGCCGCCAGCUCCACCUUCUGCAAAGUUUACACGCUCACCCCCUUGCUGUCUAAUAACCGGGAGAAACGUGGACUCGCCCUGGACGGGAAGCUGAAACACGAGGACACCAAUCUUGCAUCGAGCACCAUUGUGAAGGAAGGCUCCAGUAAAGAAGUUCUGGGAAUCCUGGUCUCCUACAGGGUUAGAGUGAAACUGGUGGUGUCACGUGGAGCGGAUGUCGCUGUGGAGCUGCCUUUUGUCCUAAUGCAUCCGAAGCCUCCGGAGUCAGUUUCUCGACCUUUGUCCGAGUACCCACAGAUGGAUACCCCUGUUGACACAAAUCUCAUAGAAUUUGAGACAAAUUUCCCUCAGGAUGACGACAUUGUAUUUGAAGACUUUGCCCGCCUGAGACUCAAGGGGUUAAAGGAUGACAAGGACGAUGACGAGGCUUACUGCUAGCCCGGUGGGUGGAGGCUCCGCCCCUUUGCCACAAGUGGAAAGUGUUCCCCUUUCAGUGGGAGCUCCCGCAUGGAUAUACACCCACAGCGUGAAACCAAGAUGGCAGUCUGCGUAUACGUGUGCAUCCAUGUAACAGUCAGGACAGUAUAGUGUAUAUACACAGACCCUCUGUUACGGGGCUAGGCGCCUGUAUACAUAUCUGCACUGCUGUAUGUGUCGGGGUGCAGCGGUCAAUGAUGCUGUUUAUGUACACUUACAUAUAGAUCAGUCUUCUGUGUAUAUGGGUACCAAUAAGUCUGUGUAUACACGGCGUAACGCGAAAUCUGCGGCCAUACACGCGUACAUACAUACUGGGGGGCGGCUGGACGGACGCUGUAUAUAAACAGAGAUCGAGCAGAUUUUUUUUAUGUGAUUACAUAAUAUAUAUACAUAUAUAUAUAUAUAUAUAUAUACACACACAUUUA
Pseudophryne corroboree (corroboree frog) is the source of this 1897-nucleotide messenger RNA. RefSeq names its product arrestin beta 2 (gene ARRB2). Lineage: Eukaryota; Metazoa; Chordata; Amphibia; Anura; Myobatrachidae. The transcript has 15 exons. Gene Ontology annotation, biological process: G protein-coupled receptor internalization; signal transduction; positive regulation of ERK1 and ERK2 cascade. The record is from RefSeq and is a predicted model, not a curated record. Gene Ontology annotation, molecular function: angiotensin receptor binding. The coding region runs from base 207 to 1433 and encodes 408 amino acids. Gene Ontology annotation, cellular component: cytoplasm.